Molecule: messenger RNA, 2574 nt
Organism: Anoplophora glabripennis (Asian longhorned beetle)
Lineage: Eukaryota; Metazoa; Arthropoda; Insecta; Coleoptera; Cerambycidae
Product: caspase-1
Exons: 5
Coding region: 145-1113 (322 amino acids)
Biological process (GO): apoptotic process; proteolysis
Cellular component (GO): cytoplasm
Source: RefSeq, a predicted model, not a curated record
GGCAGGGGGAUUGGUGUACUAUACAAACAAAUUCGAACAAAAGGUUUGCUUUGUCUGUCGAGCAUCAUUUCAAGGUAACUUGACGUUUUUAAAAGUUCAAAAACCCCGUGUUUCAAUUAGUAGGUUUCAUAAGUUGCAAUAAAAAUGGAAACAAAUCCAAGCACAGACGAGGUAGAAAAUGGCAGUGACAAUAACCAUAGUCACGUUGAAGAAGUAUUUCACGACGCUGGCGAUGGAAAUUGUUUGGGAAACGGAAGAAAAGAUUCCGAUGAAAGUGAUGCUUUGGGAAGAUUAGGUGCUAGAUCAUCAGAGCCCACUGCUCGUAUGCCAGUUCCAAAAUAUGCGACCCAUUACAAAAUGGACCAUAGAAAGAGGGGUAUCGCUUAUAUUUUUAACCAUGAAGUUUUCCUUUGUGGAGGGCUUAAAUCUAGAUCCGGUACAAACGAAGAUUGCAAAAAUCUUAAGGAUUGCCUUGUCAACUUGGGGUUCGACGUACAAGUCUUCAAAGAUUUAAACUAUACUGAUAUCGAGUAUCAUGUAAGAAAUGCUGCCCAGAUGGAUCACAGUCAUCACGAUUGCAUUUUAAUAGCAGUGCUCUCCCAUGGAGAAAUGGGAAUCAUCUACGCUAAGGAUACCCCCUACAAACCUGAUUAUUUAUGGACCGCUUUCACGGCAGAUAAAUGUCCAACGCUUGCAGGAAAACCGAAAAUGUUCUUUCUUCAAGCAUGCCAGGGCGACAAACUGGAUGGUGGCAUAAAUUUGAGAACGACGGAGACCGAUGGAGAGAUCCAUAACACCUACAGGAUUCCAGUGCAGGCCGAUUUUUUAAUAGUUUAUUCUACGGUUCGAGGUUAUUACUCAUGGCGUAAUACUACCAAAGGUUCCUGGUUCAUCCAGUCCUUGGUCGACGAGCUCAAGAGGAGGGCCCACGAUCACGAUCUCAUGACGAUCCUAACCUUCGUGUCACAACGCGUCGCUAUCGAUUUCGAGAGCAACGUGCCCGAUUCCGUUACCAUGCACCGCCAGAAGCAGAUCCCUUGCGUCAUGAGCAUGCUCACCAGGCUUAUACAGUUUAAGCCGAGAGCGUUCAAUAAUUAUUCGUACCAGGAUUGAUUUCGUGCAUUUAAUUUAGGUUAUUUCUGUUCUAAUGUUAGGUUUAUUAAUUUGUUGUAAUUCCGUUUCAAGGUCAGAAGCUGUAAUUUUCGUUUUUGGUGAUCUGGUGAUUGGAAAGUCAGUUAAAAAAAAAUUGUUAUUGUCUACGGUGCUUUAUAUUCGAUUGAGGGGUGAUUACUUACUCAAAAAAAUCCUCACCUAGUCCCUUUUGCUUGUUUUUUCUCGUAUGCCUUCCUAUAUCCUUUUAUUCCUCUGUAUUCUCGUACAUAGUUGUAUAUUCCUUGUCCUACAUGCUCCUUUUGAAGUUUGCUCCUAUUUCCCCAGUAGUUCACCUCUCGUAUUUGAUAAAAGUUGUCAACAUUUUCUUAUUAAUGAUUUAUUCCUAGAAUUUUUCAUUGACCGAUGUAGUUAAUAAGGGGACCACCAAACCUGUCCCUUACAGAUUUUGUCCGACGGCCUCUAGUUUUCGAGAAAAUCAAAGAUAUACCCGUGACAGUAGUUAUAUUUUAACUAAGCGAGAGUAGCGCAGCGAUAAAGGUUCACGGUUACCACAUUUACCGUACAGGGUAUCAACAAAAAGUUUAGGAGAUCGAUAAAUAGUACAGGUUGUGCAAGAUUAUUGAAAAAAUAGUCAUUUAUGCAUUAAUUUUAUAUAUAAAAGUGACGAUUUUGCGCAAACUAUACUAUUUAUUGACAGUCUGAAAAAAAAAAUAUCCUUGCUGCUGAGCUACUCUGGCUUGCUUCAAACAACUAACGUCACGGAUAUACAAGGUAUGCAAGAAACUAUAUCAUCAAUUUUCUGGAAAACUAGGGACCGUCGCAUAAAUAGCCAGGCUAUCAUUUUUUUUCAGUGUGUAAUUUAUGUAAAAUUAUAAUUACAAAUAACAAAAAACCAUAAAAAAGCACACACAAAAAUUGAAUGAUAAAUAGAUUUUUUUAAAGCUGCACAUUUACGAAAAAUACAUUAGCUAGUAUUUUAUUUGUCUAUUCGAUUUGUUUGUGAUUUCACAGGUUGUUUAUCCCGUUAAGGGUAUUAACGUUGUAUAGUCAGAUUAAAAAAAAACUCACUGACCAGUUUUUGUUAAAUUUGACCUUAAAAAAUUAAAAAGUAGAUUUGAUAACUGAAAAUGAAUUCAUAUCAUUUACGUUGUAACAGGAUUUUUAAAAGCUUAAAAAAAACACCGAAUUAAAUCGGUCAAUAAACAAUAUUUUUGAAAGGGUGUGUUGCAAAUGUAGCUAUUGAAUUUCGAUCAUUUUCAAUGAUAUCUAGAUAGACCAAAACAGAACAAUUUAUCUUCUGAUCUACGUCACUAUUCCUUCGUAAAUAUUUAGGUAUACUUUUUUGUUUAUUUCUUAAGAUUUUUCAAGAAAACAGUGGCUGAAUUUUGUUUACCUAUUAUUUAUAGGUAUUCUGAUUUUUUUAUGUUCUCUAUUUCAUAGUUUAUCCAUGACUUAAGUAAU